AUGCAUAGGAAAGAUCGUUACACAAAAAAACCAAAAUUAGGAAUAGGAUGUCAGCAACCUCAAACGGCUCCACCUCUGGCUUCGGCUUCCCACCGCGAUGACUCUCAUAUUCUCCCGGACAGUGGUGAUAGGUUCGCUGGAACUUCACGCCCAUUCCUCCCGCCGCGUAGUGUACCAAGGCCUACUACACAAACGAGCACAAAUAACAUUCAAAACUCGGAGCCAGGCCACGUAAACUUGGCAGCUAAUGCAAAUGAUGUAGAUUCUCUUGAUCAAGAAGCUGAUGACCCCUUGGUUGAUACUAGUGCUCAGAGUCGCAAAGGACGCAAGACUACAGAGUUUUGGGCAGUUAAGAUCAUCGAUUCCGACGGCACAAUCAAGUCGGUAAAACUAAUCGUGAGGGAGGCUAUGAAACGGCCUAAUGGUAGAAAGAUCGUGCUUAGGUUCAACAAUACAAAGCAAGCAAUUGGAGACGAAACUGGACUAUUGAAUGGCGUGCUUGUUAAUGAAGGAACUAUUAAGAAAAAUAUUUUGAAAAGUAUGGAAAAUGCUUGGAAGGAAACAAGGCUGAGGUUGUAUAAUGAUUGUUAUGAGCCAACAUUCACGAUUGAACAAAACAUUGAGCGUCGUCCGCCGGGAAUUGAUCGAGAGCAUUGGAGAUGGUUCCUUGACUAUUGCGCCAAAGCUGAGACGAAGGAGAAAUGCAGAAAAAACGCGAUUAAUCGAUCAAAACAACUAUAUACCCACACUGGCGGUUCGAAAAGCUUUGCACGGAAGAUGGAAAAAGAGGAAAAAAUUGAGGAGAUUGAGCAACAUGAUGAGUCUUCUAGAGUGUUGUCUCAAAAUGAUUCCAUUGCUCAGGUUUUCGGAAAAGAAAAACUUGGUGGAGUACGUGGUGUGAGUUUCGGACUGACUCCUAGUUAA
Messenger RNA from Arachis stenosperma, 924 nucleotides. RefSeq lists its product as uncharacterized. The transcript is spliced from 5 exons. Lineage: Eukaryota; Viridiplantae; Streptophyta; Magnoliopsida; Fabales; Fabaceae. Bases 1 to 924 code for a protein of 307 amino acids. The record is from RefSeq and is a predicted model, not a curated record.